This is a messenger RNA of Dromaius novaehollandiae (emu), 4703 nucleotides long. RefSeq names its product NFE2 like bZIP transcription factor 1 (gene NFE2L1). The record is from RefSeq and is a predicted model, not a curated record. The coding region runs from base 431 to 2734 and encodes 767 amino acids. Gene Ontology annotation, molecular function: DNA-binding transcription factor activity, RNA polymerase II-specific; RNA polymerase II cis-regulatory region sequence-specific DNA binding. Lineage: Eukaryota; Metazoa; Chordata; Aves; Casuariiformes; Dromaiidae. The transcript is spliced from 7 exons. Gene Ontology annotation, cellular component: nucleus. Gene Ontology annotation, biological process: regulation of transcription by RNA polymerase II.
AGGGGGGUCUUAAAGGGGCCGCGGAGCAGCCCGAGGGGAGCGGCCGUGCCCUCGGGCCUCGCCGCCCGGGGGGAGCCCCGGGGGGGUGUUGCGGCCCGAACUGGGCCGAGGAGCGAGAGGGAGCCGGGGCUGGAUGCCUCCAGAGAGGGGAAGUUGACGCACCAGGCUAAGAAUAGCUCGGGGAGGGGAAGCGUGGACAAUGCUGUCGCGAAAGCUUCUGAUGAAAUCGCAGCCAGAAGUGGAGGAGUCUUUGAACCUUUCCUCGAUCAGUACCUUUGGCUCCUAGAGGCUCCCUCAAGAAGCUCCUCGGACCAGGAGGAGGAAAGAAGGGAAGAAGCCGUCGGCUGUCAGAGUGCACGCCCUGUCCUGGAGCGGGGCGAGGAAUUGGGAAGGCUAGAGGAAGUUGCUGUAUGUGGACUUUUUGGACAAAAUGCUUUCUCUGAAGAAAUAUUUCACUGAAGGCCUCAUCCAGUUCACCAUUUUGCUCAGCUUGAUAGGCGUUCGUGUGGACGUGGACACCUACCUGAACUCGCAGCUCCCCCCUCUAAGGGAAAUCAUUCUCGGCCAGAGCUCUGCUUACACUCAGACCCAGUUUCACAACCUGCGCAACACCUUGGAUGGGUAUGGCAUCCACCCAAAAAGCGUAGACCUGGACUAUUAUUUCACAGCUCGCCGGCUCCUCAAUCAGGUGAGGGCCCUGGACAGGUUUCAAGUGCCCACCACUGAAGUCAGUGCCUGGUUGGUGCACAGAGACCCUGAGGGCUCUGUGUCCAGCACCCAGCCCAGCGCCGGCAUCGCCCUCGAGAACGGCAGCGGCCUGCAGGAUGGCACCGGCCCCGACAACGGCGUGAGGGAGAGCGGAGCCGAGCAGGGGUUCAGUGAGGAGCUGGAGGACUUGGGAGCGGUGGCACCUCCGGUGAAUGGAGACCUGACCAAGGAGGACAUCGAUUUGAUUGACAUCCUGUGGAGACAGGAUAUUGAUCUCGGCGCUGGGCGAGAGAUUUUUGACUACAGCCACCGUCAGAAAGAGAGCGAAGUGGACAAAGAACUGAGUGAUGGGAGGGAGCGUGGGGACAGCUGGAGGAGCGGAGGGAAUGAGAUCGUGGAUAGAAACCUGCUAGUUGAUGGAGAGACCGGGGAGAGUUUCCCUGCGCAGGUGCCUGGUGUGGAGGAUCAGACAGCCCUGUCCCUGGAGGAGUGCCUUAGGCUCCUGGAGGCCACCUUCCCUUUCGGGGAGAAUUCGGAGUUUCCAGCUGCAGAUGUCUCCACCCUAAGCGAAGCUGUGCCUGGCGAGAGCAGGUCUGCGGGCAUCCAGAACGGCCUGCUGUCUCCCCUCCUCGCGGAGACCGAAUCCCCGUUCGAUCUGGAGCAGCAGUGGCAGGACCUCAUGUCUAUAAUGGAAAUGCAGGCUAUGGAAGUGAACAACACAACCGCCGAAACCCUGUACAACAGUACAAGCGGAGACCUGCUGACUUCUAACUACAGCCUCGCGCCAAACACUCCCAUCAAUCAGAAUGUCAGCCUGCAUCAGGCCUCUCUGGGUAGCUGCACACAGGACUUCUCCCUCUUCAGCUCGGAAAUCGAAAGCCCCUCCAUGGCUGGCAGCUCAGCCCUGCUUCAGCUGACUCCGGACAACUCCACUGGCCUCAACACAACCUUCGGCUCUACCAACUUGAGCGGCAUCUUCUUUCCUCCGCAGCUGAAUAGCACAGUCAACGAGACGGCCGGCCCCGAGCUGCCAGACCCGCUGAGCGGUCUUCUAGACGAAGCCAUGCUUGAUGAGAUCAGCUUGAUGGACUUGGCUAUUGAGGAAGGUUUCAACCCAGUGCAGGCUUCUCAGCUGGAAGAAGAGUUUGAUUCUGACUCAGGUCUUUCUCUGGAUUCUAGCCACAGUCCUGCUUCUCUCAGUAGCUCAGAAGCCUCCUCCUCCUCCUCCUCUUCCUCUUCUUCCUCCUCCUCCUCCUCGUUUUCUGAGGAAGGAGCUGUCGGCUACAGCUCAGACUCUGAAAACGUGGACUUUGAAGAAACGGAAGGGGCAGUUGGAUACCAGCCAGAAUACAGCAAGUUCUGCCGCAUGAGCUAUCAGGACCCAUCGCAACUACAUUACUUGCCUUAUCUGGAGCAUGUUGGCCACAACCACACCUAUAACAUGGCACCGGGGGCUCUGGAUCCCGAGGAGCCCAAACUGCCCAACAUCGGGAAGAAAAACAGCAAGGAGAAGCCGUCCGAGUUUCUGGACAAGCAGAUGAGCAGGGACGAGCAUCGAGCCAGAGCCAUGAAAAUCCCUUUCACUAAUGACAAGAUCAUUAACCUGCCUGUGGAGGAGUUCAACGAACUUCUCUCCAAGUACCAGCUCAGCGAGGCGCAGCUGAGCCUGAUCCGGGACAUCAGGAGACGAGGCAAGAACAAGAUGGCUGCCCAGAACUGCCGCAAGAGGAAACUGGACACCAUCCUGAACUUGGAACGGGACGUAGAGGACUUGCAGAGGGACAAGUCCAAACUGCUCAGGGAGAAGGUGGAAUUUCUCAAGUCCAUCCGCCAGAUGAAGCAAAAGGUGCAGAACCUCUACCAGGAAGUGUUUGGUCGGCUGCGGGAUGAGAACGGCCAACCUUACUCUCCAAAUCAGUAUGCCCUACAGUAUGCCAGCGACGGCAGUGUUAUUUUGAUACCUCGCACCUUGGCUGACCAGCAGGCCAGGCGGCAGGAGAGGAAACAGAAAGACAGGCGGAAGUGAGGCAAGCGGGAGGAGUGGGGAACUCGCUAAAGUUAGAACUGGAGAAGGGCUGAGCCUGGAAGUACUUAGAGGAACUUUCAUGCCUUCUUAUCCAAUAUAUCUUCUCAAACAUGACUGCUGCCGGUCAGUGUACAGGAAGAGACUGGUGCACUUGGAGGGUGCGGGACCUGCGCAUUGCGUUUCCGAUGGCUCCCUGCAGAGAGGGACUGGGGAGGAAUGGACGGUGCACUGGCGAGCCCAGCGCCUUCUACAACCUGGAAUCCUUUGAGUGCAGGAAAAUAAGCUGGCAUCACUGGUGGUGAGAAUUGGCAGAGGUGGAAAAACUACUGUUAGGAACUGGCUUUAAAUAAGAAAAGAGAUUUAAGCAAAUGAACUUAAAACAAGUUAUAGGAGAGACAUUUUUCUGAACUUCCAAAGUUCUGUGAUUUCAGGUAGUUGUUUUUUUUUUUUUUUUUUUUCCUUUUCCCCCGAACCAGUUUUGACAUCGGUGUGUGUGAUUCAAUCUGAUUUAAUUCCAGAUUAACCAACAUCCCUUCCUAGAUCAGACCAGUGCACACAUGGAAACACAAGCGGUGUGACUUCCAUUAAUCCUUUCCAGUCUGAGCACUCUUGGACGGGGCUAGCGGGAGAAGCGUUGCUGUAUGCCUGGAGGAGCGGUGCAGCCUUCGCGGGGGGCGCUUGGCUAGAGCUGUAGGCUUUCCGGGAGGGGGCGGAACUGGAAAGGGUUAACAGAACCAACGCGAUACGCAUCCCCCACCAAACUCACAGAGCAUGUCACUGCCGCCGAGCCAGCGCCGUGCUGGGACGCCGAGAUGCGUUAGAUGAGAAGGCACGCAGUCGCCUGCAUGCAAACGCUGCCUUCUCCCACUGACGGGCUGAGGAACCGCUUGGGGGGACGCGGGGAGGGGGUGGGCGCCAGCACCCCCGCAGCUCGCGGGGAGCCGGCUGCCGGGGGCCGGGGCGCCCCAGGGCGUGGGGUGGGGGAGUGGCAAUGCCAGUCGGCGUAGAGCACAACGGGAGCGGAGGGUUCCUACCCCGGGACGUGGGCUUGUCACUUAUAGAACUAGACAUCUGUUAGGAUUCCUGUUUCUUAACCGCGCUUUGAUUUUUAGGGCUUCAGCCCUGUUUUCCCUAUAGGGUCUAGAGUGCUUGUGUUGAGUUAAAAGGGAGAAGCCCAAAUGUUCAAAGCUGCUAAAUGUUCUCUUUGCCAUAAAGAUUCAGUGUAACCGUGUGAUCACAUUAUAGGAUUCUCUUCUGUCCCUAGGUGUUGGUCUGACUUCCUUUGUUUUAAGGAGGGGGGUGGGGGUAGUGCCUUGAUCACUGUUGGUCUCCGAGACGGAGACAAUCCUAGAAGCUGUAUUUACAAUAUAGCACAGCUGGGAGUGUACUGACUUUACCAGCAACUGAAAAGCUUAAAAUGGCUUUCCUAGCCAGUCCUGUGCAUGCGAUAGGGGGUGAGGGCAUAGCACGGAGGCGGACGGCGCAGCUGAGGAAAGACUCGGGGUGGUGACUUAGGGGAAGGAAACCUUGUAAUGCAAGUGCGAAGCCAACCUCUGCUCUGGAGGCCGGGGAAGGCUGCGGUGGUGCAGGGCUGCCGACAGGGAAGGGGUCUGCUGUCACGGGUGUGUUUUCCAGGCUCUGGGGAAAGCGGUUGCAUCUCAGAGAGCACCGGGGUGAGACCUGUGGGGCACCCGGCGUGUUCACCAUGAGCAGCACGCGAUGGACGAGCUGGGACCACAACGGUCUCUUCCCUCCCAAGCUUCUGAGAUUCAACAGCUUUACUUACGUGAGAGACGAAGCACAAGUAGUGGCGAUGUUGGUGGGUGCGGGGAGGUUGGAAUGGAGCCCUGCGUGUAUGUUUUAAAUUAUUUUCCUCUUAGAAACUUUAUUUUAAUGGUCUGUGACCUGUCAGGGAAAGAAGAGAGAUUGUGUGAGCACAGGACAAAAAUAAAACGGCUUAUUCACUGUA